This is a messenger RNA of Tachyglossus aculeatus (Australian echidna), 2111 nucleotides long. It is a transcript of the gene DAO, whose product is annotated as D-amino acid oxidase. The record is from RefSeq and is a predicted model, not a curated record. Gene Ontology annotation, molecular function: D-amino-acid oxidase activity; FAD binding. Bases 128 to 1171 code for a protein of 347 amino acids. NCBI's taxonomy places the organism in Eukaryota, Metazoa, Chordata, Mammalia, Monotremata, Tachyglossidae. The transcript has 11 exons.
UCCCGAAUCCUGGAACUCACCUGGGCUGGAAGGAAGCUGGCUUUUGGGGCACAACUCGAACUGUUUUUAUCCGGGAAGUCCAGGCCACAAGACACUGAUCUCCCCGUCUCCCUCCGCAGCUGUCGAGAUGCGCGUGGCCGUGAUCGGGGCCGGGGUCAUCGGGCUGUCCGCCGCUCUGGCCGUCCACCAACGCUUCCACGCCUCCGUGCCGGCUCUGCAGAUCGAGGUCUAUGCGGACCGCUUCACCCCCCUGACCACCAGCGACGGGGCGGCGGGCCUGUGGCAGCCUUACCCCUACGACCACGGCAACGCGCAGGAGACGGCCUGGAACAGACAGACGUUCGAUUACCUUCUGAGCCACCUCUCAUCCCCGGAGGCGGAGAAAAUGGGCCUCUUCCUUCUCUCCGGCUACAAUCUGUUCUCGGACCCUGUCCCGGAUCCCUCUUGGAAGGAUGCUGUUCUGGGAUUUCGGAACCUGACGCCUAAAGAACUUGAGCUGUUCCCGGGAUACAGCUAUGGGUGGUUCAACACGGCCUUGAUCCUAGAAGGGAAGAACUACCUGCCCUGGCUCACCAAACAGUUAACCCGGCGAGGAGUCAAGUUUUUCCUGAAGAAAAUCAAGUCCUUUGAAGAGGUGGCCAGAGCUGGGGCGGACGUGAUCAUUAACUGCACGGGAGUGUGGGCCGGGGAGUUGCAGCCUGAUAGAGAACUGCAGCCAGGUCGAGGCCAGAUCAUCAAGGUUUUCGCCCCUUGGCUGAAACAUUUCAUCAUCACGCAUGAUCCGGACGCCGGGAUCUAUAAAUCCCCCUACAUUAUUCCCGGGAGCCAGACGGUGACCCUGGGAGGGAUCUUUCAGCUGGGAAACUGGAGCGAAGUCAACAACCCCGAGGACCACCAGACCAUCUGGAACGGCUGCUGCCAGCUGGAGCCCACUCUGCAGGACGCCAAGAUCGUGGGUGAAUGGAGCGGGUUCCGGCCUGUACGUUCCAGAAUUCGGCUGGAGAGGGAGAAGCUGGACCAUGGACCCUUCCAGGCAGAGAUCAUCCAUAACUACGGCCAUGGGGGCUACGGACUGACCAGCCACUGGGGCUGUGCUCUGGAGGCCGCCAAGCUCUUCGGGCAGAUCCUCGAAGAAAAGAAGCUGACCAGGCCCUUCCCGUCCCACCUCUGAAAGACCCUAGACCCCCAGGGAGAGCGUAAUCCACCCAUCCUAACUAAUCAAGUAGCCGACCCGAGUCGUUUCAUCCUCGUGACUCUUGGUGCUGGGAAGCAAGACGCAGGACGGAGCUGGGACUUGAGGAUAAAGGCCCACUGAUGGGGCUGCCUCUGGCAGAGGGCAGGACACGGGGCCAACCAGUUGCCCCACAAUGUCCCCUUUGGCUGGUUGCCGUGAGGAGUCAGUCAGUCGUAUUUAUUGAGCGCUUACUGGGUGCAGGGCACUGUACUAAGCACUGGCAACAGAAUAUAACAGACACAUUCCCUGCCCACAAUGAGCUUACAGUCUAGAGGGGGAGACAGACGUUAAUAUAAAGCAGGGUAUCCCGAAGUAAUAAUCCAUGCCAGUUUCCCUCAUUGCAGCCCUCCAAUGUGGCCUAGUGGAUAGAGAACGGCCCUGGGAGUCCCUGGGAGAACCUGGGUUCUAAGCCCGGCUCUGACACUUGUCUCCUGGGUGACCUUCGAUUGGAAACGCUCAGGAAUUAUCAGAGACCUGGGAUGGGCAAGGCCAGGGUCCAGCUCGGGCUGAUUCGGGGCCGUCGCCCCCAUCGACUAGAAACCCAAAAAGCCAGCUCUUCCGAAGCCGGAACCUGGAAUCAGCUCGCCCUGACGGAAGUGCACUCCGAGGCCCCAUCGCUGGAGGAAGUGUUUCAUUGGGAACACAGACUCCCUCAAUGCUCCCUCUGGUCUGAACUUAAAAAAAAUAAAAAUGAAACGUUCUUUUAGGUCCCUCAGUCCCCAGUUAACGAUAGCAAACGGGCCCCUAGAUGCUUUUAGAAGCAUUAUCAGCAGAGUCUGAUUCACUUUACCCUCCUGGCUUAAAUUGUAACCAUUGAUUGACUGACUGAUUUUUCUUCAGCGAGUCUCAAUCAUGCUCAAUAAAUACCAUUGAUUGA